This is a messenger RNA of Hypanus sabinus (Atlantic stingray), 3949 nucleotides long. It is a transcript of the gene exosc10, whose product is annotated as exosome component 10. The coding region runs from base 838 to 3636 and encodes 932 amino acids. Gene Ontology annotation, biological process: nuclear polyadenylation-dependent snRNA catabolic process; nuclear polyadenylation-dependent snoRNA catabolic process; poly(A)-dependent snoRNA 3'-end processing. The transcript is spliced from 25 exons. Lineage: Eukaryota; Metazoa; Chordata; Chondrichthyes; Myliobatiformes; Dasyatidae. Gene Ontology annotation, molecular function: 3'-5'-RNA exonuclease activity; nucleic acid binding; nucleotide binding. The record is from RefSeq and is a predicted model, not a curated record. Gene Ontology annotation, cellular component: nucleolus; nuclear exosome (RNase complex).
AGCCAUUUUGUUUCGGAUUUACGGCAAAUGUAUUCUGGAGUAAUUUGGUGAAUUCUCUGUACACUGGAAUCCACUUCGACCUAGAGUUUAUAUUUGUUUUCUUAAAAAAAAUUUAUUGUGAACGAUUAAGAGGCUUUCAUUUCUCUGGAAACGCCCCGAUCCAGUGAAUCCGUGAAGAUGUAUGGUUACAAUAUCUGGUCUGGCUUUUGCUUCUGUUUUAUUAUUCUAUUCAAUUUUGAUCCAGCAUCUGCUCAGAAUAUCUUCCGAUUUAUAUAUCGAAUUUGACCCUCCGUCUGCAGUUUUCCAUUUCUGCGUUACCGGUGCAAUCAUCGACAGCCUUCCGAAGAUUUCUUGCUGUCGUUUUCAUAAUUUUGUUUCUGUCGUGGCAUUGUCAGUGUUGCCUCCUUCCCGGCGGCUGUGCUGGAGACUUUGUCCCCCAUCAUCCGGUUCAAGUUGAUUGUCGCUCAACCAUACUGCCAGACCAGUCAAGGUGCAGAACACAGUACAUACAACUCACACACAUACUCAUACAGCAAGAUGAUCAGAAAUUAACAAGUACUCAAGUGCUUCUGUGAUGCAAGUUAAAAUGUAAACAGUAUAACGCCAUUGGCUUUUCAUAAGCGAUGGCCGCAGCUACAGGCUAUCAUGAACUCUUACAUUUGGCGAGAUGUGCUGUCAUCAAGAUGUAGCCGGAAUUGUGGAUGAGCUAAUAAUCGGUAAAGAGUUAAUAUUUUAAUAUCUAUCCUCAGCAGGAAACUUUGCCACAGGUGUUGGUCGACCAAAAUCACACUUUGCUUUAGACAUUGGUGCACUGGAAAUUACAUUAAACAAUCCAGAAUGUUUUAUUCGGGAAUACGGUGGAACACAACUGCGUUCCCCAGCACCGAGCCCGGGCUGACCCAAGGUGCCGUCAAUCACGCCGCCACGUCUGAUUCUCGGACCGUGCUCCGCCCACUUCUCGCGAUAGGUCCCGGCGACCCGGAUCCUCGCGAGGUCUCGCCAGUUUGCAGCAUGGCGGCGCCUGGAGAAUCUGCCAGGGAGGAGCGGGGUCCUCGGGAGUCUGGCGGGGAAGCCGUGCCCGGCCUCAGCAACGUCGAUCAGCUCGUCAAGCAUGUUCUAGGGACAGUGAUGGCAGCCACAAAAGCCUCCAAUGGGUUGCCUCGAUUUGGUGAUGAGUUUGAUUUUUACCGAAGUUUCCCUGGAUUUCAAUCAUUUUGUGACACGCAAGCUGAUAGACUCCUGAGUUGCAUGAGCCAGCUUAUGCAGUUCCAUAGCUGUAGGAGUCAGAUCAGAGGACAGAACAAGGUGACAGAAUUGGAGGACAAAUUUGACUUGCUGGUGGAUGCAAAUGAUGUCAUCCUGGAACGAGUGGGGAUUUUGCUGGAUGAAGCUUCUGGUGUAAACAAGAAUCAACAGCCUGUUCUUCCAGCAGGACUUCAGCCUCCAAAAACUAUUGUCUCAAGCUGGAAUCGAAGGAAUACAGAAACUAAAAGAUCAAGAUCUGAAACAUUUCGCUUGUUUCAUGCUAAAAACAUCCCACGUCCUCAGCUGAAGUUCAAGGAGAAAGUCGACAACUCCAAUACUCCUUUUGUGCCAAAACUGUUCAUUAAGCCCAAUGCCCUGAAACCGCUCCCAGAAAUACUUUCAAAUAGACACAAUCGACCGGAAAGGCCGGAAGAUCUUGAUGUUCCAGCUGCAUUGGCUGACUUCAUUCAUCAACAGAGGACUCAGCAAAAUGAGCAGGACUUGAGUUCACAUCCUUAUCAGUAUGAGCUUAAUCACUUUGAACCAGCAGAAGCUGUACUGGUUAAACAGGAACCACAGAUGUAUAAAGCUUUGUCAGAGACCAACUUUCAGCUAAUCACAACCUUUGAUGAACUAGUGGAAAUGAAUGAAAAGCUCUUGAAGUGCAGAGAGAUUGCUGUGGACUUGGAGCACCAUUCAUACCGAAGCUUUUUGGGAUUAACCUGCUUAAUGCAGUUAUCAACAAGGGACGAGGAUUUUAUCAUUGACACACUUGAACUGCGCAAGGAAAUGUACAUUCUCAAUGAAGUCUUCACUGAUCCAUCCAUUGUUAAGGUUUUCCAUGGUGCAGAUUCUGAUAUUGAAUGGUUACAGAGAGAUUUUGGCAUCUAUGUUGUCAACAUGUUUGAUACACACCAAGCUGCACGCACUCUCAACUUGGGCCGACAUUCCUUGGAUUACCUGUUGAAACAUUACUGUGAUGUUCAGACUGAUAAACGAUAUCAACUGGCAGACUGGAGAUUACGACCACUGCCUGAGGAGAUGUUGCGUUAUGCACAAGAAGACACUCACUACUUGCUGUACAUUUAUGACAAAAUGAAGAAUCAAUUAUGGGAACAAGGGAAUGAACGUGGGAAUCUCGUUCAAUUGGUAUGGCAGAGGAGUAAAGAGAUUUGUUUCAAGAAAUACUGCAAGCCAAUUUUUACUGAAGAAUCCUACCAUGAGCUGCAUAGGAAGCAGAAAAGGCAUCUGAAUACACAGCAGGUUACAGCAUUGAGACUGCUUUAUGCCUGGAGGGACAAGGUUGCACGACAGGAGGAUGAAAGCACAGGCUAUGUUUUGCCCAAUCACAUGCUGAUCAAAAUAUCAGAGGAGCUACCAAAAGAGCCUCAGGGAAUCGUAGCUUGUUGCAAUCCCACUCCUCCGCUAGUUCGCCAGCAGAUCAAUGAAUUGCAUCUCCUGGUCCAACAGGCACGAGAUAUGCCUCUUCUUAAGACAGAAUCAACCCCAUUGCCACAGAAGACAAGCCCACUAGUACAGGCAAAAGCUGAGAAUUUGCUCUUUGGACCUCAUGACAAUUCCCACCUUUCAGAUGAAGUGCAGAUGAUUCAUGGCUCAGUACCACUGAUGCAAUCCAAUAAAUUGUUUCCAGAUUUGAAGGCUAAUGAGACAUUUUCACUCAGUGUCACUAAACCGAUCAUCACAAUAUUUGAUGAUAUUGUUUUGAAUAAAAAGGAAUGUGAAAAGUGCACAGGGGCACAAAAAAAAGCAAAAGCCAUUUUGGAAUCAUUUGAAAACCCUUUCAGAAUGUAUUUGCCUUGCAAGGACAGUAGUGCAUUCAUCUCUCAAGCAGCGAAGUUUGAUCCUUCCACCAAGAUAUAUGAAGUGAGUAACAGGUGGAAGUUGCUAAGCCAGGAAUACUUACAGAAGGAGUGCAAGCAGCAAGAGAACGCCAAGAAAGUGAAAGAAACUCCAAAGCCUGCAGUUGAACGACAACAGGUACAACAGGAUUAUAUUGCUGCAGUACAAGAGAUCCCUUCAGUCAGACAGCAGGCUGCGAUGACAGCAGACCAGCAAAUGGCGAAGAGAGAGCAAACCAAGGGCAGACCAGGAAGUGAGACUGCACCUCCAGAAAAGAAGCCUAAACUGGGGACGGAAAAGCCAAAACAUCCCAAAAAUUUCAAACCAUUCGAUUACAGCAAGUCUGAUUUCAAAGUAUUUGCAGCUGGAAGCAAAUCCAAGGAAACAACCCAGUUUGAUCCAAAUCUUCAAGCAGAUGCUCCUCGAUCUAAGAAAACAGGAAAGAAGAAUCGUCAAAAUACAGGAGGCAAGAGCAUGUCCUUCAACAACAAUUCUGAAAGAGGUUUCAGACACAGUUGGCCAGCAAGAUAGAAAACUGGGCUUGGCACUGAACUGAACAGAGGCACCUUUUCCAUCAAGGUUGUUACCAUUUCCCAUCAUUAUUAAGUACUUGAUUGUUUGCAGUUUCUGGGAUACCAUUGCACUAUGUGAAGAGCAUUUUACAAUAAAUCUUUUGCAAAGUUGUUAAUUCUGCCUUUUGGUAAUUAUUAAAUAUUACAAACAAAUAUUCACCCUUGUGAAUAACUACGUUUGUGCAAAAUGAUAAUUGUUUUAGCAAAGACAAACUUUCCUUGUAUCUGAGGGAAUAAAAAUUCCUGUCACAUCUCAAGUGACUGCUAAAUGA